AUAACAUUAUUUGCUACUAGGCCAGAAACCAGAAAACAACUGAAAAAAUGUAAAAACUGUUUAAAACAAAUAAAUAUAAUAUACUUUCAUAUCUAUUUACUAAGGUUAGCAGCAUAAGGAUUAAAACAGGGGUGGACUGACCAUUUGGAAACUCAGGCACUGCCCGAGGGCCCGGGGUCAGUAAGGGGCCCCAUGAGAUGCCCCUGGUACCUUUUUUUUCAUAGGCUUUUUUGAGUUUGGGCAAGGACACAGGGGACCCAUGAUCCCCUAUUGCCCGGGGGCCCCAU
Staurois parvus is the source of this 287-nucleotide messenger RNA. Lineage: Eukaryota; Metazoa; Chordata; Amphibia; Anura; Ranidae. The record is from the annotation of a GenBank genome assembly.